GUGCGUUGUCUGUGUUGAUGAUUCAGACCUUUAGUUUUUUUGAUGAUUGGCGAUAUCACAGGGUGAUUAGCGGGUAUCGUGUGAUAAAUUUUGCGGUUUUGUGAUAGGAGUGUGUUUUAUUCAGUCCGUCUGACCUCUAGGACAUAUUUUUAUUGGUGAUCAAUAUUCAUGUGUGUGCGCAGCGAUACAAGUGAUAGACAUUAUAAGAACUGUUGUUGUAAGACGAGAACGAGGGACGAGAGAUAACAUUACAUAUAUAUAAAGAACAAGAAACAAUAUCCUGUUUUUGUGUGGUACUACCUCUCGAUUAUACUUGCAUUAGUGAAUAUCAUUAAGUGAGUGCGGACAACGGAGAUUUGGUGGCCCUGCCGACCAUGGAAAACAAAAUGCAUGACAAGGAACAGCUCAGUCUAUACCUGGAGUCCGAGGAGGAGGCUCACGCUUGGUCCAACAUGUUGAGGGAGACCACGGUGCAUCGGUCGCUGGCACUCGAAGGACUCAAUUUAGAGUGCGGCGUGGCAGAUUAUCCCUCCCCAGGCGCCGAAGGAGACGUGUCCGGUUGCGAGUCCUUCGACGGCGAGGAGGAGGAGGAGGAGGAGGAGGAAGAGGAAGAAGAGGAAGAGAAAGAGGAAUUUUCCCAGGAAGACUUGGACUCUUUCCUCGAUUUCCUUCACCCUCUUUACUGUGUAGACGAUGAUACAGCGAGCGGCGACUCCUGCGAGACAGAGAGCCAGGAGGACGAGGACUCCGAAGGGCGCGCUAGGGACGCCCCCGACGCCGACAUGCCUGGAGGAGUCCGUCUGCGCCACACCCGUCGCCGCCUUCACCCAGGGGCCUGCGACGACCCGACCCGUAGAGAGCUCCUGCAGCAGAUGUUGGCCACGAAGUCCCUGCUGGAGAAGAAGCAGAAGAAUAGGAAGUCCGGCGCCGGUGCUUGGGUCGUGACAGCGGGCGAAGUAGUGAACGAAUACGACCGAGCUCAGCACGAGGCUCAGCAAUCGGCACUCCGGAAAGCCGUACUACUCCGCCAGAGGAAAAACUCCACGGCCAUAAAGAUGGCGACACUGGAGAGGCAGUACCUGUCCUCUAUCAAACGAUCUCGGGAGAGCGGCGUGGAAAUGCAGAUCGAAGCCCUACGAAACAGGCUCUCCUCCCUCGACUCCCAGCUGAAGGAGAGUGAGCAGAACACGGAGAAGACCCUGCAGGAUCUCGAGGAGAAGAGGAACCAGGAGCUACAUAUCAUCAAGGAUCUGGGUGGUGUGGAUGACGACCUCCGCGACGAACUUGGGGGAGUACCAAGAAAUUCCGGCAGCGACGAGGGAGGUUCAUUGAAAAGCUCACUCGGGGGUUCACUUAGGGGUUCUCUGUCGUCCCUCCCUUCCAUUGUGAUCACCGGGGAGAGAAAGACACCCGAGAAACUCUUUGGGUUUAAGGUCGGCAAUCGGGAAGGGCGGCUCAAAGGGCGCAACCCACUCCACUUCCUCGACAUCAAGCUGAGGGUUUCGCGUCGACACAAGAGCUCCGAGAACCUCGCGACGCCAUCCGACCCCAUCGCCGAGAGAUCGCACAGCAGCACCCCAGCCAACAUCUCCUGCAGCGAGAACAGCAGCGACGAGGAAUUGGAUCAGCACAGCAACGGCGGCCGCCACCACCUCGCGCCCCACCAAGGCCACCCCAAGGAGGACCCCGCCAUCAGGACGGAGAUCAGCAAGGAUGCUCUGGAGGAGAUCGAAGCCUUUAAGAACCUGAUCGAACGCUACUUCUCGACGCACCCUCGCCACGACACCAUCACCACGCACUCUCAGGAAAUCGUUCUUUAAGAUGAAAUGAAGUGGAUUUUGAGAUGGAAAAUUAUAAAGAAAGAAAGAAA
This is a messenger RNA of Penaeus chinensis, 1870 nucleotides long. RefSeq lists its product as uncharacterized. The transcript is spliced from 10 exons. The coding region runs from base 375 to 1820 and encodes 481 amino acids. The record is from RefSeq and is a predicted model, not a curated record. Lineage: Eukaryota; Metazoa; Arthropoda; Malacostraca; Decapoda; Penaeidae.